AUGGAUGACUUGUUCGAUAUCCUCGAAGACAAGCCAGAUGCUCUCGCAGCAGAUGACGAGCCUGUCAAGCCUCGACCACGCAAAGACAAAAGCAAAAAGCGACAAGCAAAUGGGAAUGUCAAAGAUAAGCAGUCAAAAGAGGACGACGUUCUGUCAGACGCCCCCGCCGCUACCACAGUGACAGAUGGCCCAGCUGAGGAGAAUGGCCAGCCGGAAGCGAAGCGCCAACGUCUGCAAGAUGAGCCGGAGCCAGUCGUGACCGAUACAUUCGAAACAGAGCAAGAGCGAGAAAUAGCCGCCUCAGCUGGUCUGCAGACGACUAAAGAUGCAGGAGCAGUUGUUCUUUCGCACCAAGUCCGCCAUCAGGUUGCCCUUCCGCCAAAUUAUCCUUAUGUUCCUAUCUCAGAGCACAAGCCUCCCGACGACCCUGCGAGGACUUGGUCGUUUACCCUCGAUCCUUUCCAACAAGUUUCGGUUUAUUCGAUCCAAAGAGAAGAGAGCGUACUGGUAUCAGCGCACACAAGUGCCGGAAAGACAGUGGUUGCGGAAUACGCCAUUGCGCAAAGCUUGAAGAAAAACCAGAGGGUUAUCUACACCAGUCCCAUCAAGGCUCUGAGUAAUCAGAAAUACAGAGAAUUCGCGGCUGAAUUCGGCGACGUGGGCUUGAUGACCGGUGAUGUUACAAUCAAUCCAACUGCAACAUGCCUUGUUAUGACCACGGAGAUUCUGAGGUCCAUGCUUUACCGCGGAUCUGAAAUUAUGCGUGAAGUUGCAUGGGUGGUUUUUGACGAAAUCCACUACAUGCGCGAUGCAACUCGUGGUGUUGUUUGGGAAGAGACCAUUAUUUUGCUCCCUGACAAGGUACGCUACGUGUUCCUGUCUGCAACGAUUCCAAACGCGAUGCAAUUUGCCGAAUGGAUAGUCAAACUGCAUAAUCAGCCAUGUCACGUUGUCUACACCGAUUUUCGACCUACCCCAUUACAGCAUUAUUUCUUCCCAGUUGGCGCAGAAGGAAUUCAUUUGGUAGUGGAUGAAAAAGGUGUUUUUCGGGAAGACAAUUUCCAAAAAGCAAUGAGUUCCAUCGCAGAAAAGAAGGGCGAUGAUCCGGCCGAUGCCCUGGCCAAUCGCAAGGGCAAAGGAAAGGAUAAAAAGUUCAACAAGGGGGGAAAGAAGGAUGAAAAAUCAGACAUUUUUAAGAUAGUAAGGAUGAUCAUGCUAAGGAGCUACAACCCUGUCAUCGUUUUCAGCUUCAGCAAACGAGAGUGCGAGGCCAAUGCCCUGCAAAUGAGUAAAUUGGCGUUCAAUGAUGACUCGGAGAAGGAAAUGGUUUCCAAAGUUUUCAAUAGCGCAAUCGAAAUGCUAUCCGAGGAAGACCGACAGCUAAAACAAAUUCAGAAUAUCUUGCCUUUGUUGCGGCGUGGUAUUGGUGUUCACCACGGAGGCUUGCUCCCCAUUUUGAAAGAGACUAUUGAGAUUUUGUUCCAAGAAGGUCUUCUGAAGGUUCUUUUCGCAACGGAAACGUUCUCCAUUGGGUUGAACAUGCCUGCCAAGACAGUCGUUUUUACCAAUAUGCGAAAAUUUGAUGGGAUUGAUACUCGCUGGGUUACUCCGUCAGAAUUCAUCCAGAUGUCCGGGCGAGCCGGUCGAAGAGGUCUCGAUGAGCGUGGUAUCGUGAUUAUGAUGGUUGGAGAAGAAAUGGAGCCCGCUGUUGCCAAGGAGAUUGUGCGUGGUGAACAGGAUCGACUCAAUUCUGCUUUCCACCUGGGUUACAAUAUGAUUCUGAAUUUAAUGAGAGUAGGGGAGGGCAUCUCUCCAAACUUUAUGUUGGAGCGUUGCUUUUAUCAGUUUCAGAAUACUGCUAGCGUGGCUAGCUUAGAGAAAGAACUCGCGGACCUCGAAACCAAACGAGCAGGUAUAAAUAUCCAAGACGAGGCAACAAUUCGGGAAUAUUAUGAACUUCGAAAGAAUCUUGCAAAUUUCACGUCUGAUAUGCAGAAAGUGAUCAGUCAUCCCGAUUACUGCCUACCUUUCCUCCAACCGGGACGUCUCGUGCAAAUCAAGUUUGAGGAUCAUGAUUUUGGCUGGGGAGCAGUGGUGAAUUACAAAUCACGCAAAACGAAGAACCCGAACGAAGAAAUCGAAGCCCAUCAAAAAUUCAUUGUUGAUGUUCUGCUGGAGAUUGCUGAUGGUUCUUCUACGGGUACUCGUACCCAUACUGAUCUGCCUUCUGGUGUGCGACCCCCUGAAGAGGGUGAGAAGAGUCAGUUGGCCGUAGUUCCAGUACUUCUGAGCUGCGUUCAGGCCUUGUCUCACGUUCGAAUCUUCCUUCCUAAAGAGGUGCAGACAGUAGACUCACGAAAUAGUGUCAAACGUGCUCUUCAGGAGGUUAAGAAACGCUUCCCGGAUGGUGUUGCUCUGCUUGAUCCCAUUGAGAACAUGAACAUAAAAGAUGAUUCAUUUAAGAAGCUCCUCAGAAAAGUUGAAGUUCUCGAAUCGCGACUGUUGGCCAACCCUCUGCAUAACUCACCUCGAUUGCCAGAAUUGUACAAUCAGUAUUCGGAGAAGGUUGAAUUGGUAGCUCAGAUCAAGGCUAUCAGGAAGAAGAUCUCCGAUGCGAUGUCGGUCAUACAGCUGGAUGAGCUGAAAUGUCGAAAGCGUGUCCUCCGGCGAUUCGGCUUCAUCAACGAGGCGGAUGUUGUCCAGCUCAAGGCGCGAGUGGCGUGCGAGAUCAGCACGGGUGAUGAACUGAUGCUGAGUGAGCUGCUCUUUAAUGGUUUUUUUAACAAUCUGACGCCUGAGCAAUGUGCCUCUAUCCUGAGUUGUUUUGUCUUUGAGGAGAAGGCCAAGGAUACGCCUGCACUGAAGAGGGACGAGUUGAUAAAGCCGCUCAAGGAAAUCCAAGCUCAAGCUCGCGUCGUCGCGAAAGUGUCCAUGGAAUCGAAACUAGCGAUUAACGAGGAAGAAUACGUGCAGAGUUUCCACUGGGAGCUGAUGGAUGUGAUCUACGAGUGGACUCACGGAAUGUCAUUCGCAGGCAUCUGCAAGAUGACGGACGUGUAUGAGGGCAGUUUAAUCCGUGUCUUCCGCCGCUUGGAGGAGUUGAUUCGGCAAAUGGCACAAGCUGCCAAGGUCAUGGGCAGUGAAGAACUUGAACAGAAGUUUGAGACGUCUCUUACCAAAAUCCGGCGGGACAUUGUUGCUGCCCAGUCCCUCUACCUGUAA
Molecule: messenger RNA, 3222 nt
Organism: Talaromyces atroroseus
Lineage: Eukaryota; Fungi; Ascomycota; Eurotiomycetes; Eurotiales; Trichocomaceae
Product: ATP-dependent RNA helicase mtr4
Exons: 4
Coding region: 1-3222 (1073 amino acids)
Biological process (GO): maturation of 5.8S rRNA; RNA catabolic process
Cellular component (GO): nucleus
Molecular function (GO): ATP binding; RNA helicase activity; RNA binding
Source: RefSeq, a predicted model, not a curated record